Messenger RNA from Loa loa (African eye worm), 699 nucleotides. Its product is annotated as 9ORF binding protein 1. Bases 1 to 699 code for a protein of 232 amino acids. The transcript has 4 exons. Gene Ontology annotation, molecular function: protein binding. The record is from RefSeq and is a predicted model, not a curated record. NCBI's taxonomy places the organism in Eukaryota, Metazoa, Nematoda, Chromadorea, Rhabditida, Onchocercidae.
AUGAAUAGUCGAAUACGGACAAUUGUGCUGUAUCGCGGGAAUGCUGAUACAUCGAAAUCUUCAUGUUCAAAUUGUUCGGAGCAGCAGCAACCCUCCAGACACCCGCUGGGUUUCAGUAUCGUAGGUGGCAUCGAUUCACCGCGUGGUCCUAUGGGAAUCUUUGUCAAAACUGUUUUCGCUGAUGGACUGGCUGCAAAAAGUGGUCUUGUUUGUAAAGGCGAUGAAAUUUUGAGCGUAAAUGGAGUGGAGCUGAAUGGAAAGACACAUGGGGAAGCGUUGCAAAUAUUCAAGAGGAGUGCGAAAAUUGAUGUAACUCUUUGCAUUCGUCGAAACAUUCCAAAUUCAUCAAAGCAGAGCAGAAUUGUAGACUGCACCGAAGGAACCUUCACAAAUCAAAAACUGACGAUAUUCAAUGAUAAAUGUGAAGAUAUAAAAAAGUGCAUUGAAAAUGCGUCGUCAGCAGCAACAUCAAGAAAUACCGUAUGCUUGAGAUGCCGGAUUCCGAUUCGAAGUCAACAACGGAAAAUGUAUGGUAGUCCCAGCGCUAUCAGCCAUAUCGUCCAAGAAAGAUGGAGAGUUUCAGAAAAGCAUCAUGAUUUGGUGUUACAGAAUGCAAUGCGGCAUUGUAUUCCCUACCACAUUGUCAUAUCCGUUCCAUCGCUUAUCAUUGUCUUCAACCUUCACCUUAUUCUUAUAUGA